AUGAUGCAAUCUUCCAAAUUGGCGGAAGAGAUAGUCGUACAAUUCAUGUCGAGAUUGCCUCCUAAAGCAUUGAUGCGAUUCAAAUGUAUUCGCAAGUCAUGGUACAAUCUAAUAAAUAGUCCAAGUUUUGUGGCUCAGAAUCUUUCUUAUUCCAUGAACAACAAAUUCACCUCUUCCACUUGCAUCCUUUCCAAGCAUACUGUCCUCAAGGACAGUAACAUUACAGAUAGGAAUGAAAUUCUUGAUAUCCUUACGUAUGGAAACAAUGAUAAGAAGCAAAUUUUACUGUCAUCACUUAACUUUUGCAAUGAUCAUGAUGGUGAUGAUCAAGAGCUUUUUUCUGUUAUUAAGGACAACUUUAUUGUUCCUUUUCCUUUUGAUAAAUGUUCGUUGAGUUUAAAAAUUGCAGGUCAUUGUGAUGGGAUUAUUUGUCUUGUUAACGUUGAGGAUGUUGCUUUAUGCAACCCUUCAAUCAAGGAAUUCAAUCAUCUUCCAAAGUCUUAUCUUCUUCUCCCCCCAAAAAAUUGGGAUGAUUAUGAAAAUGAAGAUGAUUAUUAUGAGGCAUUAGAAUCGGAAUCAAAUGCUGUAGGAUUUGGCUAUGAUUCCAAAGCUAAUGUUUACAAGGUUGUUAGAAUUGUCCAGUUUAGUUCAGGGUAUGUUUUUACUUCACAUCCUUCAAGAGUAGAGGUGUACACCUUAGGGGCAAAUUGUUGGAGAGAGAUCAAGGCAGAUGUACUUGUAAGUACUGUCUGUUGGAGUCCUUCAUUUGAGAUGUACUUCAAGGGAAUUUAUUAUUGGGAUGCGUAUAGCUAUCUUACUCCUAGACAGUAUAAGGACGGCAUACUUGCAUUUGAUAUGAGUGAUGAGCUAUUUUAUUUGAUAUACCAUCCGGAGACUACACGUGAAUUUAACAAGAGCCUUGCUGUGUGGAAAGAAUCCAUAGCUCUUAUCACCUACGAAGGAGAUGCUCCUAAAUGUUUCGAUUUAUGGCUAAAUGAAGACUCUAAUUGUUUUAAAGGUUUAUGGACAAAAUACCUCACUAUUGGACCGGUAGAAGUUGAGAUUCCUUUAGUAUUUUGGAAGAGUAACGAGAUUCUUAUGGUGAAUGCUGAUAGACGUAUAGUUUCUUAUAACCUUGAUAUCCAAACACUCAAGCGUCUCCCAAUUCAUGGAGUGGAAGAUCCUGAGUAUAUUUAUGCUAUUAUUUAUGUAAGUAGUAUUAUUUCAGUAAACAGAGACAAUAAGCUCGAGUGUAUGACUACUUCUAUUUAG
Rosa rugosa (rugosa rose) is the source of this 1272-nucleotide messenger RNA. Its product is annotated as F-box/kelch-repeat protein At3g06240-like. Lineage: Eukaryota; Viridiplantae; Streptophyta; Magnoliopsida; Rosales; Rosaceae. Gene Ontology annotation, molecular function: protein binding. The transcript has a single exon. The record is from RefSeq and is a predicted model, not a curated record. The coding region runs from base 1 to 1272 and encodes 423 amino acids.